AUGACGAGCGACGUCACGGUGGUGCUGCCCAAGAUGGGCUCAUCUCCUGUCAGCAUGUCCUUUGUCGACACGGCCCGUCCCGACACCAGCAGCAGCAGCAGCCAACCGCGGGUCAUGUUCAAGAAGCACAAAGUGCUGCCGCAUCCGAGGAGGGACGACUGCUACUUUCCUCGCGCCCGCUCGCCGUACUCGUCACAUGCGUACGAGCUCUCGGGCGAGCUGCCUUUGCGGGCGUCGCCGAGCGUAUACCGCCCCCAACAUCCGCGACGCGUUUCGAGCGGCCCAGCGCCGCCGCCGACGCCGCCAGUGCACUCGCGGACCUCCUCGGCCAGCCAGGUCCUCGAUGUCCCUCAUCAGGGCGGCGCGCCUCUGUUGCGUAGUGCGGAGAAGAUUGACCUAACGUCUCCCGCGACCCCUCUUAACAACAGCCAGCAGACGCUGCCGACCCCCAAUCUCACUCCCGACCGUGCGCCUCCAGGUAGGGCCGCGCACUCGAGCCAGCCUCGUCCGGCGGCCAUAGAUCGGAUGCUGUCGAAGGCGACGACCGAGGAGUCGUUUGCGACGGCCCUCGAGAACCAUUCCUUCACGGAGGACGAUGCUCUGCGGCCUAUUCUGAUGUCGACGCAGACGUCGCAAAGUACCGUUCGGCAGGUCGGGGAAAGUGAAGAGUCUCGUGGUGCUGGCCUGGGCGUGGGCGAGUCGAGUUCCGAUGGAAAAAGAACGCCCAAGGCAGCACUGGGCACCAGCGAGACCAGCGAUGGCGGGGUUGAUGUGGCAGGCAGCAGCAGCAACGAGAGCUUGGACCGACAGUUAAGCGUCUCAAGGAAUGUUAGUGUGAGAAAACGGCGACCAACACCCUCGACUACCGGAGCAAACCAGGAAGGCACCGAAGACGCUGGUAAGGCCGCCAACGCGACAAAUCCUGCCCGCUCUAUGCCGUUGCAGGAGAGCCCCGUCUCUUCCUCGCGCAGAGUCGUGUCCGACCCGGCCAGCAGGAUUACUGCGUCGGAAACGUCCAGCAGCACCGAUCACAGGCGCUCGUCCGUCAUGUCGAGUCGCUCGACUGCGUCCACGGUCGUUGAGGCCAUCCUCAUCGAGCCGAAUGUCCCUCAGCGCAGGAGGACGCUGCGCCACGUGAAGAAGCACAGCACGCUGCGCGAUUCUGGGUCUGAUUCGCCUUCUGAGGGACCAAAGACCGAGAGUAGUCGGUCGGUUCACACCAAGUGGAGCGAUACUGAGAGGGAUAGUCGGACAUCGACAACCACGACGACUACUGAAGAGUCGCGAGUUUCGUCUCAUGUUGCUAGUAAACUGGGGCCUGCAAGGGAUUCUCAAGUAUCGGCAACCACAUCGGCAGCGACAACGACAACCGAGGAAUCGCAGCCCCAGUCGCUUCACUCAAGCAAGCCCGGUAGUCCUGCCAAGGUUAGCCAAACCUCGACCACGACCGACGAAUCAAGAGCUCGCGCUCCGGCCAAGCUGAGCGACUCUGGAUGGGACAGUCAGCUCUCGACGACCGCGCAAGAGUCGCACAGGCGAUCACUGCGCUCGAUCGGGCGGGGGGAUUCUCUUCGAAAUAGUCAGUUGACGACAACCAGCGAAGAGUCGCGUGGACGACCGCUUCACCAGCUACGUGAUUCUCAGCUCUCAACCGCCACUACGAGCUCUCUCGCCAGCCACAAGGCUCGCCGCGAAGUAUGGAACAGCGGUGGUGUCCCGGUCGUCGUGAUCCCCGAGCGCCGCUCAUCUGUCGGCUCGACCAGCCAAGGGUGGUCCGAAAGCAGUGACGGUUCCCGGACCACAGCGAGCUCGCGUCCCCGUCGGCGCACUCGGGCCUACUCCGAGUCGGACGGAUCCCGCCCUGGAGACGAGCGCACCAUGGACUAUCCACCCGUGAUCCCUAAGCGGUCGUCGUCGCUCUCUGCCCCGACCAGCCGCAACCCGUCGAGGGCGAACUCCAUGACUGCCGAGAGCGUCAAGGCUCAGAACCUGUUCCAGGUGCAGCAGGCGCAUCGUGCCCUGCAGGAGGCUAGCCGGGAGCUGGAUAGGCUCUACAGCCGCCCGCUGCCUUCUACAAGCGGGGCUGCUCGUAAGGAGGCACAGCCAGCUAAGGAAGUCCCGCGCAAGGACAAGGGCAAGGCCGUGCAGAUUGACGAGCAGGAUGCGCGUAGCACCAAUGGCUACGUUCUCGAAACCCGUCUGGAGGACCCAUUCCUUGACGACAAGCAUCUAGCCGUGCAGAACACGCCGUUUUCGGUCGUGUCUGUGGAUACCACGGGGUCCUGUCAAGCGGAGGUGACCGAAGCCAUGGCUGUCAACAUCUAUCCGCAUCAGAGCAAGUCGAUUGUGCUUGUCGACAACUCGGCUAGGCCUUCUGAGGCAAAGCAGGAGGUAGAUGAUGACUUCUUGCCCAUGACGCCUCCCCGGCAGUUCUCUGUCAACGACGUCGACUCGCCUCUCUGCAAUCCCCGGGCGCCGCCCAAGCCCCCGGCCCUCAACCUCAUACCCGCCACGCCCUCCGGCAUGACGACCACCACAGAGCGGGAGCGCCAGAUCGGCAACUUCUACGAAAUAACCGCCGACAAGCCGAAGCGCGGUCUUUCGCUUCUCAAGAAAACCCUCGGCACUCGUGGUCGCCGCAGCAAGUCGGACUCGGGCCCGAGUCUUCUCGCUCGAGCCUUCUCCCUUCGCGGCCGCAAGCACGAUUCCUGGGUAGACGACGAGAAGCCCCCGCACAUCAGGCGGCGCGCAACCGCCGACGAUGUCCAAGACGAGACUCGUCUGCACCCGCACUGGAGGCCGACCUAUGUCGAGGAUUACGAGGACGAGUACGAGGACGAGUACGAGGACGAAGAGGAUUACUACCCAGCCGACGAGCGCCCCUCCCACACCCACCGCCCCCGCAACCCUCCUACCCGGAACCGCAGCCUGAGCAAGAAGCUCAAGAAGACUUUUGCCAUCCUUCCCAUCCGCGACGAUGACAAGGACGAGGUUGAUUCCUACGUUAGUGAGUCGCACGAGGACGGCGAGGAGGCUUACGUCGACCGCCGCACGAUCCGUCGCACGCCCUCGGGCAAUCUCCGCGUCAUCCGCUACCGCAGCAGCCUGGAGAAGCAGGAUGAUUUGACGGCACCGCUGCCCCAACAGGAUGAGCCUGCUAUUGCGCUUGGGGUGCUUCCGCGUCCGUAUACGGCUCCGGGAGCGCCGCUGCAGCAGGCCCAGCGUGCUGGGGAGAGUGUCUCGUCGAAGUUGUGGCGGUCGUUGAGUCUGAGCGCGGGUUCGGGGAGGGCGAGGUCUAGGUCGCGGACAGGCAGGCAGGAGAGGGAGUUUAACAACAGAGUUGGAGUUGGAGUUGGCAACGGCAAUGGGUAUGGUGCUGUCGAGAAUGGCAAUGGCAGCGGCGGGUUGCUGCCUUCGUUGGGGGAUAGGAUUAACUUGUCGCGACGGCUGAGUGAGAGGAGGCGGGAGAAAAGGUCAGAGGAGCUGAGGAAGAUGAUUAGCGGGCCGAAGGAUGUUAGAGAUGGAGUUAAGGAGGUGAUUCGGUCGGGGAGUAGCAGGAGGUUGGAGGUGCAGUCGCAGCAGCAGCAGCUUCUAGAGCAGCCUCCUCCCCAACCUCAUCAACCCCGGAAACCGCUUCAGCAGCCCACCCAACGACCUCAACAACAAGCGCAAUAUGCUCACCGGAGUGAGGACCGAGUUGUCGCGCAACGUCAGGUCGAGCACCGUCAAGCCGAAUAUCAUCAGGAGCAGCCGCUUCCGAAUCCAGAGCAGGCAUGGCAGCAGCGAAAACAAGAGUACCAGCGCGCAAGGUUGGCAAGGAAUCAUGGUUCUCUUCGUCGGUAG
Thermochaetoides thermophila DSM 1495 is the source of this 3843-nucleotide messenger RNA. RefSeq lists its product as uncharacterized. The transcript has a single exon. The coding region runs from base 1 to 3843 and encodes 1280 amino acids. The record is from RefSeq and is a predicted model, not a curated record. Lineage: Eukaryota; Fungi; Ascomycota; Sordariomycetes; Sordariales; Chaetomiaceae.